Messenger RNA from Scheffersomyces coipomensis, 975 nucleotides. RefSeq lists its product as uncharacterized. The record is from RefSeq and is a predicted model, not a curated record. The coding region runs from base 1 to 975 and encodes 324 amino acids. The transcript has a single exon. NCBI's taxonomy places the organism in Eukaryota, Fungi, Ascomycota, Pichiomycetes, Serinales, Debaryomycetaceae.
AUGCUGAUUCGUAGAAAACAUCGUCACCGAUCAUCAAUUGAUGACUUUGAUUUUUAUCAACAUGAUGGAAAUGAUAGUGAAUUACAACGACAAGAACAUGAACAAGAUGAAGAUGAAGAUGAAGAAGACUUAUUAACUACUCUGAGAGGUAAUAAGAGAAUAAAACUUGAUAAUUUACUUAACGAUUUGCAUCUUAGCGAGGAGAAUGUGGUGCCACCAACGACGGCAAGGAUUUCAAUAAAAGGAUCCGAUAUACCUCAACUUAUAUAUGAUACGGAUAGUGAUAAUGAUAAUAGUGAUGAUGGAUCCAAUAGAAAAUAUGUUAUCAAUAAGAAUAUUCAAUCGUUUCAAUUCAUAAAGGAAUUGAGUGAAAAUAAUGGAACCAAGACUAAUAUGAAUGAUUUGAAUCAAUAUUUUCUGAAUAAAUUAUUAGAUGAUUAUCAACAAUAUAUUGAAUCGAAUUUAAAAGUGAUUAAAUGGUAUAAUUAUCGAUUUUUAAUUGUGAUUAAAUUUCAACAUUGGUGUUUAAGAUUGUUUAAUCGAUUUAUAAGAAAAUUCAAUAAUGAGAAUCAUUUGAAAAUACCUAAAUUCAAUCAUUAUGAUAAGAUUAUGAAACUUAUUCAAGAGCAAAAGUUAGCGGUCAAUGAUUAUUUAACUAUUUUAAAUAAUGAGAAUAACAUUGAUAUGGCUAAAUUACAUCAAAAGCAACAACAACGGACUUUGAAACGCAAAUCGAGGGUAUUACUGCAUCAUCAUCAUCAUGAUUUAGAUGAUAACGAGGAUCUUAAAGAUAUCAGAUACAACUAUUGGGAUACACUCAAGUUUGAUAUAGAUGUUGAUCUUGACACAGAAAAUGAUAUGGAACAAGAAAUAGACGAAGAUUACGAUACUGAAGAAAGUAAAAUUAUAGAGAUUCGGAAUGAACCAGAUCAAGAUCAAGGUCUGAACUUGAACCUGGAUAUGGAUAUAGAUUGA